UAAUAUUUAACAGGAAAGUUUUGGGAAAGCAUGAGGAAGGAGCAGCAUCGUUGACAUGUAUCCACGGGUUGUGACACCAGACUGAGGUCCAUGCAGCAUUGAACAAUGGAUUGACUCGACAGACUGAUUAAACAUGGACUUCUUUUGUCUGUUACUGCUCCUCCUCUCAUGCAGCAUUCAAGUUGGAGCUGCGAUGAAGCUGUCUCCAGAAGCGCUGACCGUCCUGCGGGGGGGGGACGCGCGGUUCACCUGCACUCCCUCCAAGACCAAGUGGACCGUCAUGGUGUGGUUGCUGGACGGCACGGCGGUGCUCACCAUCUCCAAGGAGUUUGGCGUCCUGCCGUCCGUCCACCCUAACGUGACGGCAGAGAAAGGCAGCGUCUCAUCAGGAGACAGCUGGGUGUUUGUGCUGAAGAACACUGAGAGGCGCAACCAGGGACAACUGACCUGUGACCUCCAGGGCAGCGACAGGAGAACCGCCAGCCUGUUUGUACAAGAAAAGGGCAGCGUGAAAGUGAUCGGGGACUCUACGCUGGUUUUCAAGGGUCAGUCAGUUCUGUUUGGAUGCCACGCUGCGGGAUGGUACCCUCUACCCACUCUGCAAUGGCAUGUGAAUAACAAAACAGUGAGCCGGGGUGAUUACAACAUCAGCAGUGAAGAGUCGGGGGAGAGCCUCUUCACUGUGAGCAGUAACCUCAGUGUUACAGCAGCAAAGAGCUCUUAUGUGGAUUGUCUGGCCUCUGUGUCUGCACUCCAAACCCCACUGAGGAGCAGCUUCCGCCUGACAGUGGUGGCAGAGGUGGUGCAGCUUGAGGACGGCUGCACGGUGCCUCUGGCAGCGAUGGCCUCCCUCUCUGCGAUUCUGCUGCUCCUCCUGCUCUGCAUCUGCACUGUCCUCUGCUAUAGACACAGGAGACAAGCAAAGCAGAGCCCACAGGAGGCGGCAAUAAGGUUUGGCCAAUCAGUGAGCGGGAGAAGCUUGGUUGCUGAGGCGACAGGGGGGAAGGUCAACCUGGGAUACUCGAGUGAGGGCCCCACAGACCCAGCUUACAGCGAGCUAAACCUGGAAACUCGUAGGCAGCAGCAGGACUUUGUCAGCGUUCUCAAGGUCCCCGAUGCGGUGUCCUCCAGCAGCCGCUCUCUGCACGACGACAGCCAGGCACAGGUGUGUCUCUCAGAGGAAACCGCCAAGAACGUCAGGAGAAUAACCACAGUUUAAUAUGUUUACUAUUAUAUUACAUGAUAUAAAAAUAAUGUAUACUUUUGUUCUUAAGUGGACCACUAACAAGUAUUUGUUCGGUGUAAUGUUUUAUGUUUUUUUUAUAAAGCUAAAGGCUAAUGUUAUGUGCCUUUAAAUGUGUACAGCACAAUUAUUUUUGAAGUUACAUUUGAACAAACUACUAACGAUAAGCUGAUGCACAGUUCAACUGACAAAAGAAAAGGUUGCUUGGUCUCCUAACCUAAAUAUUAUAAAUAUAUAUAUUUGUGUUUGUCUGCUUUAAAAUGUAAUGGAUUGUCCCUCACUAUGCAAAUGCACCUCUGUUAUUAUAUAUCCCUGUGUUAAUGUAUAUAGUGUAUUGUAUAAAAUGUUAAAACAUGCAUAUCAACCAUAAAAAAAGGGGAUAAUGACAACAGAGAGGUUUUUUUUUCAUACUGCAGAUCCUUUGUAACUGGUAAAAUAUAACAAUUAUCUACUGAAUAAAGAAUUUCAAAACAUU
Molecule: messenger RNA, 1718 nt
Organism: Trematomus bernacchii (emerald rockcod)
Lineage: Eukaryota; Metazoa; Chordata; Actinopteri; Perciformes; Nototheniidae
Gene: igsf5b
Product: immunoglobulin superfamily, member 5b
Exons: 10
Coding region: 134-1219 (361 amino acids)
Biological process (GO): cell-cell adhesion
Source: RefSeq, a predicted model, not a curated record